Messenger RNA from Haliotis rubra (blacklip abalone), 789 nucleotides. Its product is annotated as leucine-rich repeat extensin-like protein 3. Bases 1 to 789 code for a protein of 262 amino acids. The record is from RefSeq and is a predicted model, not a curated record. Lineage: Eukaryota; Metazoa; Mollusca; Gastropoda; Lepetellida; Haliotidae. The transcript has a single exon.
AUGUCCCCAAUCCUCCACGUCCCCAUGCCUCCAAGGCCCCUGGUCCUGUUCCUCCAAGCCUCCAAGCCUCCAAACCCCAUGCCUCCAGGUCUCCAUGCCUCCAUGCCUUCAAAUCCCCAUGCCUUCAAGGUCCCCAUGCCCCCCCUUCCGCACCUCCAUAUCAGCAUGCCUCCAAGUCCCCAUGUCCCCAUGCCUCUAAGUCUCCAUGCUCAAGCCUCCCUAAGCAUCCAAGCUAAACAAGGUUCCAAGCCUCCACGCCUCCACGCCUCCACGCCUCCAUGCCUCCAAGUCUCCGUCUCCUGCCUCCCGGGUGUCUUCAUGCUCCAUGUCCCGAUGCCUCCUAGCCUCCAGGGGUAUCCCAUGCCUCCAGGCCUCCAUGUCUGGAGCCUGGCAGUCUCCAAGCCUCCAUGUCCUCGUGCCUCCAAACCUCCAGGGUCCCCGUGUCUACAUGCCUCCAUGUCCCCAUGUCCCCGUGCCCCCCAAACCUCCAGGCCUCCAGUCCCCAUGCCUCCAUGUCCCCAUGCCUCCAAGCGCCCAUGCGCUCCAAAUACCCGUGCCUCCAGGCCUCCAGGGUCCCCAUGCCUCCAGGUCCCCAUGCCCCAAGCCUCCACGCCUCCAUGUCCACAGGCCUCAAGGGAUCUCCAAGCCUCCAAGUCCCCAUGCCUCGUCUCCAAUCUUCCAAACCUCCAGGUGUCCAUGUUUCCGUGCCUCAGCCUCCAAAGUCCCCAUGGUCAAAGUCCCCAUGCCUCCAAACCUCCAUGCUCCCCGGUAUUGGGUUGCAUUGAAUGA